AAAUCAGUUGUCUGUGACCCAAUAUCACAGUGUUUUAUAAUUUAAACAAUGGAGGAGUUACAUUCGUGUAGCUGCUGCCUGGUACGGCCCCCGGAGAAGGGGCUCAAGACGCUGUAUAAACAUCUCGGCAAAACAGAAAUAUAUUACGACAUGCUAAAAGACUGCUUCGACAUAAAUCUUGGCAUAGGGAAUGAGGAGUGCGGGAUCUGCGAUGUGUGUGUGGGGCGGCUGCGGGAGGCGAGCGACUUCAAGCUGCAAGUGAAGCGCAGCCAGGCAGAAUUGCAGGCACGGCUCAAGGGAGUAAUCACUGCCAGUGACAAGUUCAAAAUAAAGUUGGAGAAAGCUGCUGGAGAUGAAAACAUCAUAGGUGACAUCAAGCUGGAGAAGUCUGAGGUGGAGAUGGCCGAUGGCGAGGUCGUAUCAGUGGCCAUAUACGGCGGAGCACCAGGGCCUUCAGCGGAACCCAUUUCUACUGCGUCAAAACGAGUCACUUCCCCAGUGGACGAGCCUGACACCAACCCCGACGACUCCGAUCCGGCUCCGGCUCUAAGCCGCGGCCGCGGUAAAGUACACACCUGCGACAUAUGCCAAAAAACAUUCAAGAACCCUAAUGCAAAAACCAGACUCAUGAUCCAUCGCCGCUCCCACACUGGGGAGAAGCCAUACGCUUGCAAUGUAUGCGAUAAAAGAUUCAUACAAAAAAGUCAUUUAAAUACACAUUACGCAUACCACAUGGGAAAGUUUAAAUUCUCCUGCGAAGUAUGCGACAGGCGAUUCGUACAAAAGAAUGAAUUUGUUAUACAUAUGCGGAUACACACAGGUGCAAAACCGUUUUCGUGUGAUAUAUGCAACAAAAAAUAUAGACAGAAAAGUCACUUAACAGUUCAUAAAAAGACACAUUUGAAAUUUGAUCAUAGUCAAGUAGAGCCAGGAGAAAUAACAGUAUGUAAAACAGAGUUUGCAGAUGAAACUAAAGAUCAAGUAUCCGCAGACCAGCAAAUAUUCACUUGUGAUAUAUGCAAAAAACAAUUUGCAGAAGAAAGCACCUUUUACGCUCAUAAAAAUAAUCAUUCCGGGGAUUACCCAUUCACUUGCGAUGUUUGUGAAAGGAAAUUCAACACGCAGUUUGCGUUGAAAAAUCAUAAAUUCGAUCACACCGGAGGGAAACCUUACAAGUGUGAUAAAUGCAAUAAAAGAUAUACAUCAAAAUGUGCUUUAAAACUACAUUCAAAACUUCAUGAUGAGGAUUAUAAGUACGCGUGUGUUGUAUGUAACAAACGAUUCAUAAAAAAAGACGCGUUGAGUAUACACCUGCGCGUACACACGGGAGAAAAGCCUUAUAACUGUGAAAUAUGUCAAAUGAAGUUUCGCUAUAGAUGUAGCUUAAAGAGACAUCUAUUAGUCCAACACAACCAGGUUAUGGACAAACAAUUCUGUUGCGAUAUUUGUGGAAAGCGAUUUGCACUACAGGGGACUCUAGCUAAACAUAUGGAUAGACAUGCCGAGAAAGAAAUGGAAGAUAAAGCAUUAAGGGAAGGAAGAAAGGAGUAUAUGUGUGAAAUAUGUAGCAAACGAUUUUCAACAAAAGGUAUCCUAAGAAAUCACAGUAUAACACACUCUGAUGAAAAACCUUUUGAGUGUGAAACUUGUCAUAAGAAAUUUCGGAAGAAGAGAAAUUUGCAGGACCACAUGAUGGUGCAUGAGGACUUUAAACAACACGCGUGCGAAGUGUGCGGCCAGCAAUUUAGGCACAAAUCUGCCUUGACAGUUCAUGUUCGAAGAGUUCACUCAACUGUCAAGCCACAUGCUUGUGAUGUUUGUAAAAAGGCUUUUCCAGUACUUGCUGCAUUGAAAGAACACUACCGUGUUCACACUGGGGAAAGACCAUAUGCUUGCGAAAUAUGCUACAAGAAAUUUCAGCGUCAUAGUGGAGUUAAGAAACAUCUUAUAAGCGUUCACCAUGAGAAACCUACUAGAUUUAUUAAAUUAAGAAACAUGAAUAAUUGGUUUAUACGUUACAUAAUGGAGGAGUUACACUCGUGCAGUUGUUGCUUGGUGCGGCCUCCGGAGAAGGGCCUCAAGACUACGUAUAAACAUCUCGGCAAAACAGAGAUAUACUACGACAUGCUGAGAGACUGCUUUAAUAUAAAUCUAGGCAUGGGAAAUGACGAGUGUGGUAUCUGCGGGGUGUGUGUGGCGCGGCUGCGGGACGCGAGUGACUUCAAGCAGCAAGUGCAGCACAGCCAGGCCGAGCUGCAGGCACGGCUCAAGGGAGUGAUCACUGCUAGUAACAAGUUAAAAAUCAAGUUGGAAAAAGCUUCUGGAGAGGAAACAAUUAUUCGCGAUAUCAAGGUGGAGAAGUCUGAGGUCGAGAUGGAAGAUGGCGAGAUCGUUUCAGUUUCAGUGGCCGUGCAAAAGACACCGCCAGCGCCUUCAGCGGAGCCAGUUGUUACGACCAACUCUAGUUCUUUUGCAACCGCUCCGUCCCUCACCAACCUCAACAGUUCCGUGUCUGCUCCGGCUUCCAGCCACCCUAAAGAACACACGUGCGACAUAUGCCAAAAAACGUUCCACGACCCAAAUGCCAAAUCCAAACUUGUAAUCCAUCGCCGCUCACACACAGGGGAGAAGCCUUACGCGUGCAAUGUAUGCGACAAAAGGUUCAUACAAAAAAGUCACUUAAAUACUCAUUACGCACUCCACUUGGGAAAGUUCAAAUUCUCCUGCGAAGUAUGUAACGCGCGAUUUCUACAUAAAAACCAAUGGAUCGUACAUAUGAGGAUACAUACCGGUGAAAGACCGUACGCGUGUGAUAUGUGCAACAAGAAAUAUAGACAUAAAAGCCACUUAACAUUUCAUAGAAAAGGUCAUUUCGAAUCUGAUCCUGUGGACAAAAAUUACGGUUGCGAUGUUUGUGGGAAACGGUUUGCUUUACAGGGGAAUUUGUUUAAACAUAAGGAACUACACGAUGAAAAGGAAAAAGAAGGAAAGCAGGAUGACCCAAAACCAUACGAGUGUGAAAUAUGUCACAAACGAUUUGCAUUAAAAGGUGUCUUGAAAAAUCAUAGAGAAAUACAUACUAAUGAAAUACCCUUCGAAUGCGAAACAUGUCACAAGAAAUUCCGGGUGAAGAAGUAUUUAGAAGUGCACGUAAAGGUGCACGAAAACACGAAGCAACACGCCUGUGAAGUUUGUGGUCAACAAUUUACGCACCGGUCGAGUUUUAAACGUCAUAUUAAAAUACACACUGGUGAGAAACGCUUUUCCUGCGAAAUAUGUCAUAAGCGAUUCGGACGCACAACAAUUUUGCGAGACCACAUGCUUAUACAUAGCGGACUUAAGCUACACUCGUGUACAGUGUGCAAUAAGCAAUUUAGACAAAAGAAUGCUUUAGACGUUCAUGUGCGUCGACUGCACACUGACGUGCGACCAUAUCCUUGCGAUGUUUGUAAAAAAGGAUUCGCUGAACUAUCCGCCUUGAAAUUCCAUUAUAGAACGCAUACUGGGGAGAAACCGUACGUUUGUGAAAUCUGUCAAAUGAAAUUUGUUAGACCUGAAGGUGUCAGGAAACAUCUCAUACGAGUUCAUAAAGAGAAACCUAAUAAAUUUGUGGUAAUUAAAUAAUGGAUAUAUUAAC
Molecule: messenger RNA, 3637 nt
Organism: Cydia amplana
Lineage: Eukaryota; Metazoa; Arthropoda; Insecta; Lepidoptera; Tortricidae
Product: zinc finger protein 845-like
Exons: 10
Coding region: 49-3624 (1191 amino acids)
Biological process (GO): regulation of gene expression
Cellular component (GO): nucleus
Molecular function (GO): zinc ion binding
Source: RefSeq, a predicted model, not a curated record